AUGAAUUACCAAAAGAAACCCAAGCCAAAGUUGUAGUUAAAUGUUGCAAUCGCUGAUGUUUAACCUGAAAGCACUCACUCUUCUGAUGGUUGGAAGUAACAAACAGACAUAUUUUUCCAUGAACCCAUGUAUUAUUCAAUUUAUUCAUAGUUAGAGAUUAGUCAUUACAAUUUUCACAUAAUGGAAAGACAGUUGCUGAUGUGGCUCAACUUAAGUGUGGUAGGAAGUAUCAAGAAGACAGAGUACUAAAUCUUCUUAAUUUAAGUUUGUUGCCAUUCCCAAUCUUAAUCAAAACAAAGAGGCAUAAUUCUUUUAUGCAGUCUAUGAUGGUCAUGCCGGUCAUUCUGUGUCUACUAUUCUCGAAAAUAAUCUACAUAAAUACUUAUAAGAGGAAAACAAUUUCAGUGAUAAUUUGGAGAAGGCAAUUAUAAAUAGUUUUGAGAAAAUGAAUCAAUACAUCCUUGAUUGUCAAUAAGAAAACCAGUUGCAAGGGGGUUCUACUGCAAUUUGUGUUAUAAAUAGGCAUAAAGAUCUCUAUAUUGUCAAUUUGGGGGAUUCUGCUUGCGUUUUAAUCAAUGAGGAUUGUGAAAUUAAGAAAUUGAAUCUUGAGCAUAAACUUAAUAGAGAAGAUGAACUCAAACGUGUGGAACAAAUGGCAACUAUUCUAGACAGACAGUAUUCUCAUCUACUAAUUUUAGUUCUAUCCCAAGGAUUAAUGGAGAAUUAGCAGUAACCAGAGCAUUUGGAGAUAAAAAACAUAUACAAGCUGGUUUGAUUGCCAUACCUGAAAUCAAAAUACAUCAAAUAGAUUAAAAAGAUAAAUACUUGAUUUUGGCAUCUGAUGGUUUCUGGGAUGUAAGAUUAUAAACUUAAUUAGAUUAUUAAAAACGAUGAGUUAAAACAAUUGAUUGAAAAUUGGAAUAGAAAGGAAAUAGAUUAAUUAGCAUAAUAUCUCUUGGACAAAGCAGCCUCCAAAAAUACUAACUAUAAAAAAGAUAAUAUGACUCUAAUUGUCGUAGAUAUCUAAUCUUAUUGGAAAUGA
This is a messenger RNA of Paramecium octaurelia, 1042 nucleotides long. The record is from the annotation of a GenBank genome assembly. NCBI's taxonomy places the organism in Eukaryota, Ciliophora, Oligohymenophorea, Peniculida, Parameciidae.